AUUUUCCUCUCCAAAAUCUCACCAGGCUAGGGUUUUUUGGUGUUUCAGUUUUCGGCCACAAUCCUCAGAGCAAUAUAGCUUCUCCGGCCCCGUCAACUCCAAUCAUGGCGACUCAGAUGAGCAAAAAGAGGAAGUUCGUUGCGGAUGGAGUUUUCUUCGCCGAACUGAACGAGGUUCUUACGAGAGAGCUUGCUGAGGAUGGGUACUCAGGCGUUGAGGUUCGUGUCACUCCGAUGCGCACUGAGAUCAUCAUCCGAGCUACCAGAACCCAGAAUGUUCUUGGUGAGAAGGGGAGAAGAAUCAGGGAAUUGACUUCUGUUGUUCAAAAGAGAUUCAAGUUUCCUGAGAAUAGUGUGGAACUGUAUGCUGAAAAGGUCAACAAUCGAGGCCUUUGUGCCAUCGCUCAAGCAGAGUCCUUACGGUACAAGCUACUCGGUGGUCUUGCUGUUCGAAGGGCUUGCUAUGGUGUUUUGCGGUUCAUCAUGGAAAGUGGUGCAAAAGGAUGUGAGGUUAUAGUGAGUGGGAAGCUCCGUGCACAACGUGCCAAAUCGAUGAAGUUCAAAGAUGGUUACAUGAUCUCUUCUGGUCAGCCAGUUAAUGAAUACAUAGACUCAGCCGUAAGGCAUGUUUUGCUUAGACAGGGAGUCCUGGGCAUAAAGGUGAAGAUAAUGUUGGAUUGGGAUCCCAAGGGGAAGCAAGGCCCGACAACUCCAUUGCCUGAUCUUGUCACAAUUCACCCCCCGAAAGAUGACGAGGAGUUGGUCAAGCCUGUAGUGAGUAGGGAAAUUGAGGUUGCUUAACGAUAUGUCCUAUUCUGAUUCAGAUAGCAUUCUUUCUGAUUACUUUAGGAAGGGAAGGGGUCAUCUAUUCUUGGGUCCAAAUGUCAUUCAUCUUUUUCAUUUUUGACUUCCAUUAAAGGAUUUUGCGAGCCAAAUUUUGGUUGAAUUAUUUUUACAACGAGGCAUUUUUUUCACGGAUAAAUAAACUAAUACAUUUUUCUUUUCUUCUA
Nelumbo nucifera (sacred lotus) is the source of this 1009-nucleotide messenger RNA. RefSeq names its product small ribosomal subunit protein uS3x-like. NCBI's taxonomy places the organism in Eukaryota, Viridiplantae, Streptophyta, Magnoliopsida, Proteales, Nelumbonaceae. Gene Ontology annotation, biological process: translation. The record is from RefSeq and is a predicted model, not a curated record. Gene Ontology annotation, cellular component: nucleus; cytosolic small ribosomal subunit. Gene Ontology annotation, molecular function: RNA binding; structural constituent of ribosome.